Messenger RNA from Folsomia candida, 855 nucleotides. Its product is annotated as serine protease inhibitor dipetalogastin-like. Lineage: Eukaryota; Metazoa; Arthropoda; Collembola; Entomobryomorpha; Isotomidae. The record is from RefSeq and is a predicted model, not a curated record. The transcript has 4 exons. Gene Ontology annotation, molecular function: protein binding; serine-type endopeptidase inhibitor activity. The coding region runs from base 128 to 694 and encodes 188 amino acids.
UUCAAUGUCAUCAACAUGUACAUACAUUUAUUUACUUAUUUCAUUUCAUUCUUCUUGGGUUUUGAUUUUGAAUUAAAGAUUUACGAAUUUUGUGUGCACGAUUUUUGUGCGUAUUUAGAAAUUAGAAAUGAAAAGUGUUAAGUAUUCCAUAGUUCUUUUCGGUAUAUUAAAUUUUUGGAUUGAUUCCGGUGAUAGCAUGGCGUGGGAAUGUCUCUCCUUAAAAUGUCCGCAAUGCGACAGGAAUUUUCGCAUUUUCGACCCCAUUUGUGCCUCUAAUCGCAUCACAUAUCCGAACGAAUGUUGGGUGAAUUGUUACAAUGAGAAAAGAGAGUGUGGAGGUGAACAGGAAAUCACCAUCAGACAUCGGGGACAUUGUCCCAUUACGAGGAGACCCAGAAAACCUUACUUCGUUGGAACAUUGACCACCACGACGGAAAAUUAUCUAGUUUCAGAUUCAACUCCAAGAAUAAUUUGUAAUCUGGAAUAUUGCACGUGUCCAAUCGUUCAGAACUAUAUUUGCGGGUCUGAUGGAAUCACGUACGUCAACCCAUGUUAUUUCCGAUGUGCUCGAAGAUGUUUUCGAGAUUUGCAAUUUUCCAAAUGCGGCCAUUGUUCCAGAACCUGGUCACAACCAAGUCAUCAAUGUCUCAUCGCACUUUCGUAUGAAAUUUCAACACAAAAUUCAAUACUUUGAAUAAACUCAUCAGCAUUAUUUUAUUACUGUAACAAACGUAUGUAUUAUAAAACCGAAAUUUUCUUUAAAAACUGUCUUUGUAUUCGUACAACAUGGUUUGAUUUUUUUGAUAUUGAGUUCUGAGAUGUAUUUAUACCUUUGAUGGAUUGUUCUUUGAAAUA